GGUCACGCCGCUGCUUAUAGCCGUAUCCGUAAGAUCUUGGAAGUGCUACGACUAGCGAUGUGAGCCCCUUGCGAUUGCAAUGCAGACGAUGGCGAACUUGAGCGAACAGCGACGCGCGUCUAAGCGAUCCUCCAACGCGUGCUCACGGUGUCGACGACAGAAGAUCAAGUGUUCGGGACUGCAGCCUUGUGCAAACUGCACGAAGAGGAGCUUGAGCUGUGUUUUCGACGAUCGGGAUAACAAGGUGCUGGUUACGCAGGGUUACCUGUCCGAUCUGCAACAGAAAGUCGCCCGUUUGGAGCGAAGUCUCAGCCACAUAGAAACGAACCCUGGGCUGGCUCGAGAAUCUCGAGAACAUGGCGAAGAACCAGUUCAGGCUGGCAGUUCCCGCCGGGAUCAUCCUCUCCGGCCCCUUCCCAGUGGUGACAAUGAGCCCGGUGAAACCUCUCGAUCAAGUCCUGCAGAGACGCGAGACAACUCCCCGAAGACAGACCAAGGGAAUGCGGAAAGCCAUGAAUUGACGAAUCCCUUGCUUGAAUCGCCUUCGAAAUUUAUGGCAGCGUCUUCCGGGAGAACAUUCUAUUUGGGGACUUCAUCAAAUUGGUCUUUUCAUGGCCAAGUAUUGAAUGUAGUUCACCAGCAUAUUCGUAGUACCCCUCUACCAGGAACCGAGUUUCUGUUCGAUGGCUCGGCCUACAACCUUCCAUGGGACGGCACUCGCAGCCUGCCGGAGACGAACGCACCUGUCAUCCCAAGCAUCGACUAUGCUAUCUUUCUCAUCAACGCCGUCAAAUUCCAUUGCGGUCAGUUGGUACAUUUGUUCGAUGAAGAUGAGUUCAACGCCAAACUGCACGCCUUCUACAGUAACGCAGAACCCAACAAGCUUCAAGACAGUUUGUGGUACAUUCAGUUCCUACUGAUCAUCGCUUUCGGGCGGACACUUGUACAACGCAAACACCGAGAAUCAAAACCGCCUGGGGCCGAUUUCUUCGUACACGCUCUGCAGCUACUCCCUGAUACCAAUCGACUGUGCCGAGAACCACUCGUGGCAACAGAGAUCCUGUGCGGUAUCGCUCUGUACCUGCAGGCAUUAGAUUCGCGCAAUGCAGCACAUGUAACGAUCGGCCAAGCGAUGCGAAUAGCACUGGCAGAGGGUAUGCACACCGACAUGCCAGCGGCAGAGCUAGGCGAGGCAUUUGUCCAGCGAUGUCGCAAGAUCUGGUGGACUAUAUAUAUCCUCGACCGACAGAUGAGUUCGCAGAUGGGCGUGCCGCAAUCGAUCCGGGAUGACGAGAUAACGUGUCAGCUCACGCACUUCCCUGGCUCUGCUCAGCGAACAGCAGCGCUAAAGAUGCAGAUUAGACUCGCGCGUAUAUAUGCGGACAUAGCAAGGAGUGUCUAUGGUCCAAAAGGUCGCCUUCGUAAGAAGUUUGUGAUCAGUAUCAAAGCGCUGCUCGACGACAUGGCAGCUAUCGCAGAGGAAUUACGAAACUCAUUCCCUUUGCAUUCUGACGAGCGUUUUGGUGGCAUCUCAAGGAUGCCGGCGCAUCUGCACCUAAUGUAUUAUCAGACAAUCGUUGUGACAACGAGGCCGCUGCUAUUUUGUUGCCUGAAGAAAGUAUUCGAGUCUCCAAAGGAAGUGGGGCCGCUGGUAUCGUCUCGCAAGAUUAGGCCUCUGUUAAGCAUGUCGCUGGAUGCUUCACAGAAGAUUCUCAACAUCCUUGAAAGCCUGCAAGACCAGGAUCUACUAGAAACUUUUCUUCCAUGGGAUCUAGACUCCCUCUUUGUGUCAACAAUGGUUCUGGUUUUGAUACGAUUUGUUGAUGAUACCCUAUCCGAGAACAGUUCCGCCUGGCUAAACAAAGCCUUCGCUUUCCUCGAUACUAUGGUAUCAAACGGGAACAAAAUUGCCGAAUUUAGGGCCGCCGAGUUGCGCAAAUUAGAGGAUAUGCUAUCCGAAUACUCUGCAAAUCGAACCCCACAACAAUACCCACCCCUUCAACCACUCGCGCCUCUUCCACCUCAACACCAACAAUCUGUGGGUCAGCACCAGUCACCGCCACAGGGUUACUCCAUGCCUCCCGACAUGCAAUCACCGCGGACAAUGAUGAACACCGAAGCUAUGGGGAUGUACACCGCAUUUAGCGAUGAGAGCAGCGGUUUCGGCGAUGAUCUGACGGCAGAUCAGAUCCUUGCUGUAGCGGAGUCGAUGGAUCUGGGGACGACAGAUUGGUUCAAUACGUUUGCGACUAUGGAUACGUAUCAGAUGGUUGAUUCGCAGCAGCAUCCCAUUUAAAUAAUCGCUUUAGCGGGCCGGAAAUCGAUUGCAACCGCAAGUGUGCCGUGAAAAGCUUGUCGAAUGCUCCCACUGGCGUUCUGCUCAUGGUACACCACAGAAACAUACAAUGCAGGGUUUAGCGUGAAGUGCAACAUGUUGUGGAACCACACAAGGCAGUGUUGCAGCGAAGACCCUGAAUUGCCUUCAGCGC
Messenger RNA from Paraphaeosphaeria sporulosa, 2489 nucleotides. Its product is annotated as Zn(II)2Cys6 transcription factor. The transcript is spliced from 8 exons. Gene Ontology annotation, molecular function: zinc ion binding; DNA-binding transcription factor activity, RNA polymerase II-specific; DNA binding. Gene Ontology annotation, biological process: DNA-templated transcription; regulation of DNA-templated transcription. Bases 80 to 2296 code for a protein of 738 amino acids. The record is from RefSeq and is a predicted model, not a curated record. NCBI's taxonomy places the organism in Eukaryota, Fungi, Ascomycota, Dothideomycetes, Pleosporales, Didymosphaeriaceae.